UCCUUAUUUGGUUUAGUACGACCCCACCUUCUACACCUCGCGCAAAUCGGACUCUAAACACGAAGUGUUGGGGCAAAAUGGACAUCCUUUAUAAAACAUUUUAAUUUUGUUUUAUCAUUCCCGCAAAUUCGACCCUAAACACGUAAUUUUCCUACCGAAAUAGACACCCUUUUUCAUUAUUUUUGUGUUUUUGACACCCUUAUCACGUUACGUACGUAACGUGCCCUAUCGUGAAAAGGACAUCCUUUUUACGUGUUUUUUUGGUCGCGCAUGGUAUCCACUCGUCAAUGUAAGUGGCCCCCCCGGGGGAUUUAUACACAGAUCGAGAUAUGGCUUUGUUCAAUCCCAGAUAAAUUGCAGAGAAACUAUACCUGACGUCAGAAUCAGAAACUUUGUGACGUCAUUUCUUUGAUGAUGUUCAUGUUGUCGGAGAAUCAGUCAGAGGAGUCAGACUCUAUUUUUAAUUGUUGACAAACAGUAUUAAACACUACCGUCUUGUCUACGAAUGUUGAAUUUCAUCCACAUGUUCAUUUCGGGGAAUAACUUAGUCUUAGAGUCGAAUUACUUGACAGAUAAUUCAGAACUUUAAAGGCAAACCCAGAACAAGUUGAGAUGGAUAUGGAUCCGGAGGUGAACGGAGCUGCAGAAUCGAGUGUCGCUGGCAGCAGCAGUGAAAGGCAACGCACCUCCCGGCAGUCUACGGGGGAGUUUGACUACAAUGAACUGCCGGUCGCGCUCAUCGCCACCAAUGUCAGCGAAUGUGUGUUUACAGAUGAGAAAGAUAGGGCCGCCUUCGAAGAAUUGUGUUCUGUCUAUGGAACGAGGGUCGAGUUCCAUUAUCUUCCCAGCUUUCGUCGUAUUAGAGUGACGUAUAAUUCACCAGAGGAAGCAGUAGGGGCCAGGAUAGCAUUGCAUUCCAAAGAAAUCAGCGGCUCCAUUGUCAAUUUUUAUUUUGCACAGACCAAGAUAUUGAAAGACACCAACCCAAGCCUAGAACUUCCUCAGCCAGUCAAACAGUUCUUAAUAUCACCACCUGCGUCCCCGCCGGUUGGCUGGGAACCUGUGCCAGAAUCUGAACCCGUCAUUGACUAUGACCUACUUGCUGCACUAGCAAACCUUGCACCAGGUGAAACCCACGAGCUUCAUCCGGCUGAAGGGAAUAAACCAUGCAUUGUUGUCGAACCAUGCGAUGAUCCCAUCUCAAGACGUCCUGUUCCUCAAAAGAUCCAACAAACGAAGAGACCGGACCUUCCAUCUACAUCGUCAUGAUUACCACUGGAAAAUCAUCACAGCUUGAGACAAGGCUACAUGCCUCAUAACUGUAAAGACUCUUUAAGAUGCUCCGUUGUGGGCAUCAGAUGUGAUCAGACAUGGAUGCUUGUAUCGAACAAGGACCAUUUGAAAGAAAUUUGAAUUAAGGAGAAAAAAAUCUAUUUAAAUCACCAUUUCUUAGACCAGUUACAAAAUAUUUAUUAUACAAUAAGAAUAACACACAGAAGAAUUGUGGAUGAGUAAAUUAAAUCUUACUCAAGAAACUUGAAUUAAAGAUUAAUGGACACAGCUUUAGAAGAAAAAAAAGGUAUUUCCGAACCAUUAGUUGAAAACACCUCACUUUUUUUGAGGGGGUGGGGGUUGUUGAGAUAGAAAUACCAUAUGAAUAAAAGUAAUCUGAGUACAAACUUUGAAAGUUUUUAGGGGUUCUGAGAUGCCGGAGCAAUCAUCUGCUCAAGUCUCAAAGAGUUGAUCCUUUAGGUAGAUAUUCAAGCAGGACAACUAAUUCAUGCCAGAAAUCUAUUAUUUUUUCUGAAGAUAGUACGGUAGUGGAAUAUUUCUGCACUCAAGCCCAUUGCAGUGAUACAAUUCUGAAUAGACCUAUACUCUAUACCAACAGCAAUAUCCUGUUGAAACAUGGAAAGUAUUAACUAUUCAAUAAAUAUUAAAAAUGAGUGCAAAAUUAAUGAGGUAAUAGUGCUGGGGCCGUUACAUAAAGUUAUGCAUGACUUUACGCACAACUCUAUGCUCGACUCUACGCACCACUGGUAUCCCUUUCGUGUCCUAAAUGAUAUCACUGUGCAGCUGACUAGCUGUCUAAGCAUGUAAGAACAUGUUCAUGUCAUGCAUCGUGAUUAACUGUAUGAACAGCUUUAUGAAACACCAACCAGGCCUUGCAGGGCUGUUCAUUGAUGAAAUAUCAAGCAGGGUUGUAAGGGCUCUGACUUUUCCACUGCAACCAGAGGGUCAUGUAUUUGAAUGGCACAAUGGCACAAGCAUCCUAUGUCAGUCUAUACUUGGCCACUCUCCACUCAGGGGAGCGUUUCAUGAAAGGACUUGUCAGACAUUUUAUCUGACAAUUACCAUAGUAACAGUGCUUCUCAGCCAAUCAAAAUUAAGGAAAGUUGUCAGAUCUUGUCAGACAAAAAUUUUGAUGAAACACUCCCCAGGUGUUCGAUGGGUACCCGAUAGGAUGCAGAAGGCAAUGUAGUGUGCUAAUUGUAGCUUUGUAGUUCUUGUGGGAAUGCUCUCCAGGGGGUGAAGAGAGCGUCUUGAGCUGUCUUCUUUGGGUCAUUUCAAGUUUGGUGUUACUUCUGGUGUUGGAAGAACAGUUUAGAUUGCUGUUCCUAGCAGAACCAGCUCCAACACCUAAUGUGAGUUUAUGAAAAUUAUCCAACACCAAGAGGUCAACACUGAACUUUUUUUAUUUGUAUUUAUGUUCGGUCAACACUGAACUUGAAAUCACCCAUUGGUGUGAGGCCAGCCACAACCCUGUGCCUACUGGGAUAUGUCGGUGCAUGCAGUAAUAGAGACAUGAUCCAAUUUAUUGAGUGCUAUAUGAAGUUACACAUAAUAUCGUUACUGAAAGUCUAGGGAUUUGUUGACAUUUUGAUGCAAACCCCUGCCAUUCAGGUUUGAGUUACACAUUUUCACUGAGAAAAUGUCCUUUUGUCAUUCAUGGUAGCAUAAAACUAGCAAUGUGAGAACCUGACAUGGCGACAGGCUGGAACACACCCAAGGAAGUGGAGAAUGUAUGCAUUAUUAGCGAGGGAAGCAAUUAGAUAUUCAGUCUUUAUGAUAUAUAUAUAUAUAUUUGGAUCAUCAUUACAUUUAAGUCAACAUUAGUCGACUUUCUGUAUUACUGUUAUAGUCAAAUAAUCAAGUUGAAGAAAUCUCUUUGAACAAAGAGUUUUGACUCAAGUGGAUUCACCUACAUUUUUUUCUAACAAAUUUAGAUGUACAGUAUUUAUUCAAAGAAAUAUACAUGUCCAAAUUUAACAAACAGGCGUAAAGUGUAUUGAAGUCCUAAUGUAAUUGUGUUGUAUGUUAUGGAUGGUGCUCCCUGUUCCCAAGUUUUGUUAUUCCACAAGGUUCACACACUCCUAAAGAUUAAAGACAGUGGCUGUGGAAACAGGGGGGGGGGAUUUUGGUGGGCUUCAGCCCCCCAACUUUUUUCCAAGAAUGUAAGUGACCAUCUGAUUGUGAUUUUUUGCAUGGUCAUUCCCCCCCCCCCCUUUUCAAAACCAUUCCGCAGCCCCUGUAAGAUAUGUUAUUUCCAAACCCGCAAAUUUGAUAUGCCAAGAUAUUUGUUAGCCUGAAAAUUAAAGAAAGGAAUGUUAAUCCAAAUAUUUGUGACAUUUUUCUAAAGGUUUGUUAAUCUGAAAAUUUAACAGGGUUCGUUAUUGCGUACAUUCUUUUUGUUUCUACAAUAAAAUAUGGUUAUAAGUAUGAAUAUAAUUUCUGAACUUUACAAAUCUUUAUGAUCAGACAAAUCAGAAUAAAUCUUUUGUUUUUUGGAUUAACCAACCUUUAGAAUAUGGAACCUCAAUUCAUUUUUAAGAAUAACAUACCUUCAAAUGAAAUCUUCAAGUGAAUUAAUUUUCAAAGAAUACCAGACCUUCAAAGUAUUCAAGCCUUCAAAAUAAUGAACUGUAAACCAUAUGCUGCUGUCAUCAUUAAAAGUUUCUAAGCCGCCAAUUUCUGAAUACAACAUCCAACUAAUUCAGUUCAGAUUUUUUUUUUAAUUAACAGUUCAUUAUGUUUAUCACAAAUUGUUCCAAGAAAAGCACAUGAGAAUUUAUUAAAUUGCCAGUAACAAGUUUAAAGAAUGAAUUUUAAAUAAUUUUUCCAGAAUCAGAAAUAUUAUACCAAAUUAUAAAUCUGUAGAUUAUUUGCUAUGAGAUCUUAAAGAUUGUAUUUGAUGGUACAGAAUUUGUCUAAAGCACCAAAGAAAACAGUAGGUACUGAAGCCUUAUGAUUGUGCUAUCAGAGUAUUUCUCUGCACCUGAUGAGGGCUUAUCACAAGGCCCUUUCAGACAUGAUGCAGCAAAACUUGGCAACAUAGCUCUGCAAAAUUGUUGUGUACAACGUCAAUGCGAUAUGAAUAAGCAUAAGAAAAAUGUUGCAGUGGCUAGCAACUCUUCUUACGCUGGGCAGAAAACUGUCCCACAUUCACAUUCUUUUGAACAGAUGGUGGAGAUUGUAGCAAGAUAUCACAAAUGUAUCUGUCCAGAAUUAUGCAAAGAACCUUGUGAACUUUCAACAGGACUUGUGAUGUCAAUGUUGAUGUCAACAGUUACAUCACAAGUCCUUUUUAAGACACGAGUCAUCAUGAUGCCAUUAUGUCAUGGGUUUCAUUCACACAACAGUGGACCAUUGUUUGGUUAGACUUGAAGCAUACAAUGUGUAUUAUUAGCAACGUGAAAAAUGUUGGCGAGUUUUGUUGCAUCAAGUCUGAAAUUAGUUUUUUUUAUUAAAGUGACUAGUGCUCAGGGGUGGUGGUAGGGCAUUUUCACAGGGGGGGGGGGAUAAUUUGUCCCCUCGUAAUAAAAAAGUCAUGUUCCAUUACCCCUUCCUCACUUUUUAACUCUUCCAAUUUUUAAAACUUCAUCUCUUAAUUUUUUUUUUAUCACCUGAAAAAUUGUGAGAUUGAUGAUCAAUGCCCCCACCCCUGUGGCACCACUUGUCAUGUGCCACACGUUGGUAUAGAAGUAUAGUGGAAUGUUAAAAAGGACUUGUAUAUGUAUAUGUUGAGGAAUGUAAUAUUUUGUUUGUCUUGUUGAUUUGUAUAUAUUUUCUGUGCAAUAAAAGAUAUUCUACACAAAA
Lytechinus pictus (painted urchin) is the source of this 5097-nucleotide messenger RNA. RefSeq names its product calcipressin-2-like. Gene Ontology annotation, cellular component: cytoplasm; nucleus. Gene Ontology annotation, biological process: calcium-mediated signaling. Bases 613 to 1269 code for a protein of 218 amino acids. Gene Ontology annotation, molecular function: calcium-dependent protein serine/threonine phosphatase regulator activity; nucleic acid binding. The transcript has 4 exons. The record is from RefSeq and is a predicted model, not a curated record. Lineage: Eukaryota; Metazoa; Echinodermata; Echinoidea; Temnopleuroida; Toxopneustidae.